UUGUUGGAAUAUUUGGAAAGUGUACUCAAAUUUGAUUUGGGGAAAAGGAGAUUGUCCUAGGACGUCUGCACAUAUUACGGUGCAAAUCAAGCGUUAUACUCAACAAUGGAUUUAUUCUUUGGACAAGUUAAAGCCAUCGAAGAUGGGUGAGGUGUUAAUGGAAGAGGAACUGGUUCCUAGGGGAUUUCGGUGGCCAGGAAGAAAAUUUCAGUUGAUUAAAUGGCAUAAACCAAAGUCGGGUCUAAAAAUAAAUACCGAUGCAUCCUUUGAUGGAAUUCAGGCGACCGGAGGAGCUAUUAUGCGAACGGACAGAGGAAAGCUGGUCUUCGGGAUUCGGUUUCCUCUUGUUGCUUCUUCUUCGAUGGAGGCUGAACUGAAGGCUAUCAUCUUCGCUACAAGCUGGGCGAUUCGAGCUAGAUAUGAAAAUUUUCAGGUUGAGUCUGAUUCGAGAAAUGCCCUAUCUACUUUGCUGGAUGAAGAUGCUCGACGAUGGAGAAAUGAAAUUCAGGCAACCAGAUUGAGUGUAGUUAACAAAAACAUCUCCUUCAGACAUGUGAUGCGUGAGGGCAACUGGACUGCCCAUUAUCUUGCUAAGGAUAAAUUGGGCCAAUUGCAGAUUUAUUUUAAUCCUAAUGAUUUGCCUACGUUGGCAAAGCAGGCCUAUCUAAUGGACUUAUUUGGAAUAUUUUCUAUCAGGUUUCUUUAAAUUUUACUGUUUUUUAAUCGGGUCUGUUUUUGGCCUGAUUCCUUUCUACUUUAUUUGUUCUGUUUGCUGUUUUGUAUCUUGAAAGGGAAUGCCCUUUCCGAAGAGGUUUUGGUAUAAUCCCCCUCUUCUUUUGUACUCUUUUUUUGGUUUUUCAAUAAAAUCCGGCAAAUGUUCCCCGACAUUUGCCCCACUGAUUUUGG
Cuscuta epithymum is the source of this 906-nucleotide messenger RNA. The record is from the annotation of a GenBank genome assembly. NCBI's taxonomy places the organism in Eukaryota, Viridiplantae, Streptophyta, Magnoliopsida, Solanales, Convolvulaceae.